AAGAAGUAAAUGUCCGAGACGACGUCUCCACAUCGUCCAAAACGGCAGACGACAGUGACGAGGACGAGCUUCAGGCCGUGGCCAAGCACUUCGGCAAAGAGCUCGGCGAGCUCACGCUGGAGGCUCUGCUAAAGCUGGAGAAGAAGAAGCCGGAGGAGGAGGAGGAACACGAGGGGGUCGUGCCGAGGAGGAAAGGCCCGUCGCUGGAGUCCAUCCUGGGUACGAUGCCCACAGCCUCCACUCUAGGCCUCUCCGAGUCCAUCGGCAGCUGCAUCGGACACGAGAAGGAGAACGAUGGCGACGCUGACAGCGGGGAGCUGGACCUGAGUGGGAUAGAUGACAACGAGAUAGAGCUGGUACGUACCUGCUGCUUAAUGAGCCUCAUUCCAUCUGC
This is a messenger RNA of Paralichthys olivaceus (Japanese flounder), 394 nucleotides long. The record is from RefSeq and is a predicted model, not a curated record. Lineage: Eukaryota; Metazoa; Chordata; Actinopteri; Pleuronectiformes; Paralichthyidae.